Messenger RNA from Bicyclus anynana (squinting bush brown), 4417 nucleotides. Its product is annotated as HEAT repeat-containing protein 6. The transcript is spliced from 16 exons. The record is from RefSeq and is a predicted model, not a curated record. The coding region runs from base 170 to 3493 and encodes 1107 amino acids. NCBI's taxonomy places the organism in Eukaryota, Metazoa, Arthropoda, Insecta, Lepidoptera, Nymphalidae.
UAAUUACAAUGUUUUUUUUUAAACUCGAAAAGAAAAUAUGUUACUCAUUGAGUUAUUAUUUUAUGUUUUUAUUUAAUAAAACUAUUAUAACUAUAAUUAAAAGGGAUGCUCACGCAAAGAAUUCUUGUUGUCAGUUACAUUAAACAUUUAUCUAUGUGCUGAAAUUAAAAUGAGUAUCUCACAACAAUUUGCAGUACUUUCUGGGGAACUUUGCAGCCACUUGUACGUAAAAGAUUACAAUAAGGAGGCUAUCAACUCUUUGAUUGAUGAGCUAAACGCUAAGCCCUAUAAAGCUGAAUUAUUCGUCGGAAAACAGGAUGCUGCAGCUCUUAUAACAUCUCUAUGUGUUAAUAUCAAGCCAAUCGAUGAAUUUAUUGCAGCCAAGACUUCCCAUUUACUAAAUAGCAUUAUAACCAAACAAAACAUCCAUUUUGAUGGUGAUUACUUAAGUAAAGUUGUAGCAUGGCACAUAGAUUGUGUCAAGAAGUGUUCAGAUAUGAUUUUACUAGACAUCCUGCACAACAUGCAAUGUAUCCUACAGAAUAAUCCCCAUAGUGGCCAGAAGUUUAUAAAUGAGUUAAUAGGGAGACAAGGCAUUCUCACAAAAAUGAUAAGUGGGGACAAAUCAAAAAGUGCAAAUAACCAAGAUCUGCAAAUAUGUCUAAUGUCUCUCAAGUGUGUAAUAAGUUUACUAACAAUGGACGAGAAUAGGUCGAAUGGCCAAACUGAUGUUAGCAUUGAAGUCAAAGAACAUGUAUCACAAAUUAUAGUCAACUUUUUAAUGAUAGGCAGUACUAGAUCUCAAGAUGAAUCAAUAUAUUGUAAGAUUUUAAUAUCAGCAUUGAGAAUUUUGUCACAUAUUUAUUUCAAUGAGCAAAAGAUUGACAUACCAAUAUCAGAUGUAAUAGGAAUAUGUCAGUAUUUCAUUUUAUAUGGGCUUGCAAAUCAGGGUAAUAAGCCUGAAAGGAUAAUGCCAGCUCAGCAGUCCAUUGCUGCAGCACCUGUUAAACCAAAUCCAAAAGGAGGCAAGAAACAAAAAAUCAGGAAGCAAAGGAACAAUGCAAUAGAGAGCUUAAAAAAGGAGAUACCAGUGUCCGAUCGUAGUUUGAUGAAGGAUGUCGAUAAUUUUGAAAACAAUUCAGCGUAUAAGCCAGCUAGUAAGAAUUACUUGGACGUCCAAAAGACUAGAACAUGUUGGAAUCUUACGAGUGACUCUGACAUGUCAGAUGUAGAAAAUGGGAGGGAAAGCAAACUUUUAGCACUGAGAUCGAGAGUACGACAGAGUGCUGCAAAUUUGUUUCUGGUAAUCUUUAAGGUGAAAGAUAAGAAAGAUAUUUUUGGCUAUUGGUGGGCACUUUUACCGGAUUCGCCAGACGUAGACAAUUGGUUGUUAGACGAUAAAUCUAAGAAGACCCUCGCGUUUGCAGCCGUCACCGACCCUAUAGCCAGAAGCAGGGCCAGCGCGCUCAGUGUUAUCUUAGCCUUGCUGUCGGGCUCUAGAAUGUACCUGUCACAGGCCGAAAGUAGCAAAAGGUCAAACACAUCAUUUAUUCCGUUCUCUGUAUCCCUCGGCUACAUAAUCACUUGCAUGCACAAGAUCCUAGUCGGCAUACUGGAUGCUGAGAGAAGCCAGGCGGUGAUAAUAGUCGCACUCAAAUGCUGUGCCGCUUUGGUGCAGGCGACUCCUUAUCAUAAAAUGCAAGAAGGAUUGAUUAGAGAGCUUGUGAGGUCGACUAGAAAGUUUUUGGUUUAUAGAGAUUUUUCAUUACAAGUUGGUGCCUUAAUAACUAUAGGAUGUGUUCUAUCAGUGGACCCAAAAAUAGAAGAAAUAUUGAAAGCAAUGGAAAAAGACACAGUGCCUUACAGAAAUCAAAAUGAGCAAUCAAACAAAGAAACUGUCCCUUUAAAUGAUGAAUGUGAUGAUUUCGAAGAGGGAUAUUCUGAUGAUGAAAUGUUUGUUGCUGUUGAAUCUGAAGUCAGUGAUGUAAAGAAAGAAAAAGAUAUGAAGACGUUUUACUUUAAAAGUUGGAUUUUAGAUAUUUGUUUUAAGAAUAUGGGAUGGUUGUUCAAGGACAAUGAAAGAAUUAGAUGUAAGCCGUCUGCUAUUCCAAUAAUUCUGGAAUCACUUCAAGUGUUAUCAGCGAUAGCAUUUCACCAUCUGUCAGAGAUGUUACAAUGUCACACAAUGUUACUGGCGGACGUUCUGAGUGAAAUGUUACAACACGAACAUCAAGACGUCGUGUUACAAUCUGCUAGAACUAUAAGCAUCAUUGGCGACGCUAUACAGAAGUUGGAACAACAAGACAAACCGUUACCCCUGAACCAAUGUGUAUAUAUGUGGGAGAAGCUGCUAUCUCCUCUGUCCACAGUACUGCAAAAUCACGAAAAUGUUCCAGCCAAGGCUGUUGUAUGCGAUUGUAUUGCCAACAUUGGCGAGAAAUCUUUCAAAGAGUUACCGGGUCGAAUGCAGAUGCUAUGUUGUACAUUGCUGAUAGGAUCUUGCAGUGACGAAGAGGCCACAGUGCGAGCGGCGGCAGUGAGAGCGCUUGCUAUGGCCGUUAUGUACCGUACACUCAGAGAGGACAUUUGCUUCGUAAGCGAUUGUGGGGAAAAUAUACUUCGCGCGUUAGCAGAGACGACCUUAGUGGUGCGGACUAAAGCGGCGUGGGCGCUUGGCAACCUGAGCGACGCACUGGUGUUAAACAUGAAGGAACCGGAGAUCGAUGAUCUUGAUGAUGACCUACUACUGCGUCUGCUAGAGGUCAGCAUACAAUGCGCCAACGACAAUGAUAAGGUUAAAAUGAGUGCAACACGUGGCCUUGGAAACCUUUUGCGGAUCAUAAAGAGCGAGAAUCUACAACGGCACACGCAAUUGAAGUCCUUAUGUGAGGUGGCCAUAGGGAAGCUUUUGGAUUGCGCUUCUAGAGUCACCAAUAUGAAGGUCCGAUGGAAUGCUUGCUAUGCCCUUGGCAAUGCAAUGAAGAAUGAUCAUUUGUUCACGUGCUUAACUGGGUGGCAGGGCAAAGUUUUUUCUAGUCUAUGUACAUUAGCUCAGGACUGCAAGAACCUCAAAGUGCGUAUAAACGCAACAGUUGCGUUGCGUGCGCCGGAACAUCGUACACAGUAUGGUGACCAGUACGUUCCGCUGUGGCGCGGAGUCAUGGCCGCCAUGGAGACCGCCGCUAACGUUGACGACUUUAACGAGUACAAACAUAAGGACAAUCUUAUCGAACAGUUAUGCGUGACACUGGCUCAUCUAUGCUGUCUAUUGAAGGCUUCGGAUUUACCGGACAUAUUGGACCCGUUGAUUUUCCACUUUGACUGCGCCAAGGCUCUUUACACCCAGUCGUACCACAAGCUGCCUCCUGAAAACGCUUCCUGUAUGAAAAUAUUACAAGCUGCGAAAUACAUUACAGUAGAUUUAACACCUGAAAACGAUACGCAGUCGCAAUCUUUGGGAAUGCUUCAAGAAAUAUUCAUAUGGGAUGUAUGAUGUGAACAUAAAGGCGAGAUUAGGCAUUAUGUUGGAUGCAAUCAUCGAUCUCCUGUUAAAAAGUUGCGACCAAAAAACGAACCCACUCAAUGAGUGCCAAACACAACUUCUUGGCACUCAAUUCAAGUAGUCGCGUUUGCUAAUUCAACCUUAAACUCAAUCCUUAAGGUUGAAUUUGCUCUGAAUUUGGGAUUUCAUUGAAUAUUGGAAUAUUGGAAUAUAUAUAAAGGUAUAUUCUUUACCAAUAAUUCUAAAACUGCCAAAGCAAAACUGGCCAGUUUUUAAGUGACAUUUUCCACAUGAUUGUGCGUCCUUUUAUUAUAAGAGGUCAAUGAAUGCAAUAGAGAAUAUGCAAGUGAUUAAAAUAAGGCGAGAUAUUAUUAUUUGUAUUCCUUACUCUACAACGUGCAAUUGCAAAGACUUUGCAAUUGCACGUUGUAGAGUCAACAUCUCCUGAGGAUGCUCCGGUUUCGGGGUGAAACGUACGUAGAGAGUAUUUUGUCGGACCUGGGUGACGUUGUCGCAUGGGUUCGCCGAAUUUUCGCGGAUGAUAGCAAAAUAAAUAAAUCAUUAUAUAAUCAUGAUGAACUUCCGCAAAGUAACGCCUGCUUCUAUCCAAUAUUUGAUCAAGAUAAGUUUUUUUUUCUUUUUAAAAAAUAUUUGCCAUUAUGUUUUAAAUAUGACCAAUAUUCCCAUUCCCCUCCAACUAGUCGGGAAAGACUGUAUUAGGAGUGGUUACGACAAUAGACUUACAGGGCGGGGAUCGAACCACCACCUCUAAUAGUAAUAAUAACAGUUCGAAAACAAAUGAAGUGCUACUAAUAUAUACGCGUAAGACUACAUAGUGUUAAUUUAAUUUAUAUUUCUUUCCAUAUUAUGUACAGGUAUUUAAUCUCACGAAUAAAGAUAUUUUUAUAUUUUAUA